Molecule: messenger RNA, 1007 nt
Organism: Gavialis gangeticus (Gharial)
Lineage: Eukaryota; Metazoa; Chordata; Crocodylia; Gavialidae
Gene: EMG1
Product: EMG1, N1-specific pseudouridine methyltransferase
Exons: 6
Coding region: 99-779 (226 amino acids)
Biological process (GO): rRNA base methylation
Cellular component (GO): small-subunit processome; nucleolus
Molecular function (GO): rRNA (pseudouridine) methyltransferase activity; rRNA binding
Source: RefSeq, a predicted model, not a curated record
CUUGAGGGCCGGAAGUGGCGGGGGCGAAUCCCCUCGCGCGUGUACUGGAUCGGAAGUGGGGGAGCGGUGUUCCCCGUAAAUCUGCUCCCGGGCCCAAGAUGGCGGCGCCCACGCGGCGGCACGACAUGGAUGCGGCUCCGGCUGCGAAGCGGCCUCGAGGGCAGCGGCGGCUCCUGGUCAUCCUGGAGGGGGCCAGCCUCGAGACUGUGAAGGCCGGCAGGACGUACGAGCUGCUGAACUGCGACAAGCACAAGGCGCUGCUGGCGCGGAGCGGCCGUGACCCGGGCGCCGUCAGGCCUGACAUCACCCAUCAGAGCCUCCUGAUGCUCAUGGACAGUCCCCUGAACCGGGCUGGCUUGCUGCAGGUGUACAUCCACACACAGAAGAACGUGCUGAUUGAAGUAAACCCUCAGACAAGGAUUCCCCGCACAUUUGACCGUUUUUGUGGUCUGAUGGUUCAGUUGCUGCAUAAACUCAGUGUCCGAUCAGCUGAUGGACCGCAGAAACUUUUGAAGGUAAUUAAAAAUCCAGUGACUGAUCAUCUUCCUGUGGGCUGCAUGAAGAUAGGCACUUCUUUCUCAGCUCCUGAUGUGACAGAUGCACGCAAACUGGUUCCUGAAGAACAGCCUGUUGCUAUUGUUGUGGGAGCUUUUGCCCAUGGCUCGCUGGAUGUUGACUAUACAGAGAAGAUGGUUUCUAUCAGCAACUAUCCUCUUUCUGCUGCAUUGACUUGUGCCAAGAUCACUACAGCCUUUGAGGAGGUUUGGGGAGUGGCAUGAGCCCUUUUGUUCUUGCCCUGGUGAAAAUGGACUCCUUACAUAUUGCAGAUUUUGGUGCUGUUUUACUGAAGUCUGUAUGUGAGACAGCCUUCGGCUCCUGUCCUUUCCAAAGAGGAGCAAGUGCACAGUUGAGAGUUUUUCUCUGCUACUCCUGAGGGUCAGAUGCUAAGAAAGGCCCUUCAGGGGUAGCUGUUUACUUUCAACAUAUUAAAAGCUAUUUUGAUACAU